CCGCCCCGCCCGCCGCGGCGCCGUGCAGCGGGUGGGCGGCUCGUCGUCUCCGGAGUGGCAGCCCGGGCCAUGUCUGCGCUGGAGUGGUUCGCUCACAAGCCCCUGGGCGACGGCAUUUUCUGGAUCCAAGAGCGUUUCUACGAAUCGAGCAACCGGGCCAACAUCUGGCUGGUGCGGGGCUCGCAGCGGGACGUGGUGAUCGACGCGGGGCUGGGGCUGCGCAGCCUCCCCGACUACCUGCGGGCCGCCGGGCUGCUGGCGCCGGCCGACGGGGCCGGACCGCGGCCGCUCAUGGCCGUGGCCACCCACGUCCACUUCGACCACUCAGGCGGGCUGCAGCACUUCGAGGAGGUGGCGGUGCACAGUGCCGAGGCGGCGGCGCUGCUGCGGGGCGAUAACUACGAGGCCGUCACUUGGCUGUCGGACCGGGAGGUGUCGCGACAGCCGCGACCCGGCUGGCGGGCGCGACAGUUCCGCGUCCCGCCCGUGCGGCCCACCCGGCUGCUGCAGGAGGGGGAUGUGAUCAGCCUUGGAGACCGACAGCUUACCGUCAUGCACAUGCCUGGUCACUCCAGAGGCAGCAUUUGCUUGCACGACAAAGACCGGAAGAUUUUGUUCAGCGGAGACGUGGUGUACGAUGGAUCCAUGAUUGACUGGCUUCCCUACAGCAGAAUAAGCGACUACGUUGCAAGCUGCCGGCGCCUCAUGGAGUUGGUGGACAGAGGCCUCGUGGAGAAGGUACUGCCAGGGCACUUCAACAUAUUUGGGGCAGAAAGGCUGUAUUGGUUAGCUUCCAACUACAUUUCACAAGCUGGAGUUUGUCACAAGGUUUCUACUUGUGCCAUGAAAUCCAUUGCAAGCAUAGUGCUUCACCUUACAAAUUCCAGAGGCACUUCUUAGUGACCACAUUUUGGGUGAUCUGUUCCCUGCUGAAAACCCAAAUGGCUUGUGAAAGCGUUGAUGCAAGCAAAAGCGGUACUUGUUUGUCAAGAGCUGGCAAAUUGAUGCAGAUGAGCUGCAGAAAUUUUCACCUAUUUUUGCCUACUUUAUUCCUAUUUUUGUAAAAAAUAUGUAAGCUAGUAGCUUCAGCUGAAGCUACCAUUUUUCUUGCUUAUUUUUCAGGGCAUGUUUGCACAUGUGUUGUGGUGGAAAUAUAUUGGUUUAUUUUUGUUAUGAUUCUGAGAGAUGCAUAUAUGCCCAAAUGAGAGCUUUUACAUUCGUGCCUGAAACCUUGUUAAUGUAGCACUAGGUUUGUGACUCUUCACUCCACUCCUGCUCAGGUUUUGGCCUAAGACAGCUCGUGCUAAGCCCAGGUGUGUGCUGGGAGCAGCACCAUUAGGUCAAAGCAAGAACAGCACCUGUGCAGGACUUGGUGGGCAGAAAGAGGUGAGGGACAUUCUGCAGCCAUUGUCACCUGCUGCAGCCAUCAUCACCUGCAUCUUUGCAAGGUAGCUGUGUGGCAGUUUCUUUACAAUCUACUAAUAUAUGGAAAUGCUAUCGAACAAACUUCCAAGCUGGAAGAUAACAUGUACAUCAGCUUACCAAAAAGGUUUUGAUUUGCAUUGAGCAGCAGACUGAAUGUUGAGGAGUUUGUGCCUGACGGGAACAAGAAUGAGCCCUCUCACCGUCAGCUGGGGAAGUGUUCUUAUGGGCAUGAGAGUUAGAAAUUAAGAGAAUGUGUGCACUAAUUAAUUAAAGUGUUGGAGUAGUCUGUACAAGGCAGACUGAGCCCUUGCUUGAUGUGUUUGGUGUUUUUGCUGAGCUCGUUAAAUAAAUUUUAUUUACAGAGCACGUUCUCUAAAUUUGGGAGAACCAGGCUACCUAAAGGUUUUACUUGUGUUUAAGACUAUUUUUAUGUGACUGGAUGAUAAGUUGGUUGUUAAUGGUCUGUGGUAGUGGGAGGAUGGAGGUUUUAACAUUACUUUGUCCUGCUGCAGCUGCUGGAUUAAACAGCCGAUGCAUGUGUUCCCGCAAAGUGAAUGUAACUUGAACUGCUUACCGUUUGUCUAUGAAGUGUUUGGUGUGUAUGGUUUUUAUGAAAAGUGCAUUGCAUUUGGCUCUGUUUCAAAAAAAAGUUGAAUACAUUGAGAAAUGCUAAAUGAUGUUGUAACUUGCUUAUGAAAGUUGAACGUGUGAUAUUUAAAAGCUGUUGAAAUGGUGAAAGUUUGUGUAAUUAUUCUAACAGUAUUUAUAGAUAACCUUUUAAAAGGACACUGUCUGAUGUUAUUUUUGUAUAUAGACAUACAUACUUUCCUAAAAAGAGUGCCAAUGUUUUCACAAAUUUUAGUAGAGUUUAACUGCAUUUGUUUGGCUUUCACCUUAUGGGGAAGCUUUUUUCCCCCCUCUUAUCAUACACAACAAAAAGGGAGUCCAAAAUAUGGGCUCUUUCUAAGGAGUAGGGUAGUGGAAUUGGUAGCCUUCUUCACAGGUGUAAAUUCUGGAGAAAAAAAACAUCUCUGUCUACAGAUUACAGAAGAGAAUAUCUUAUGUAAUGCUUUUCUCCUUUCACAGCUCACUGCACUCCUGCCUUUAGUAUCUUGAGUAUAUUCCUCACCACGAUUUGUCCUGAUAAGUUGUGAUGUGCCUAGUUCUUGUUUGCGCUAGCUGGAGAAAAACGUUAAGUGGGCAGGAGAGGUGUAGCAGUGCAGCACUUGAAAGACUUGUUAUCACUCGGAUUGUAGUCUCUCUUUUGGAGGAAUCCAAGUAUAUCUGUAUUACAUUGGGAGUGUUUGAUCAGUGGGUCGACUUCUGUCAUAAACAAACCUAGGAGCUUUUUGUCUUGGCCUCAGUUGGCCAAGAGGAAGAAACACAGAAGUUUAGCCUGGAAAUCCAAAAAAGCCCUCCAGUGAACAAACUCCAGGGUGUGAUUUUCCUUUUCAGCCUGCUGACGCAUGCUGCUGUUUCUUUUUCUUAUUUACGUAGCAGUCCAGACACUGUUCUCAAUAGCCAGAGGUUCACAACGGGCAAUCACAGAUCUGAGGUGGCAAGCAGGUAAAGUCUGAAUGGUUCAAGAAAUACAUAGCAUUGAAUCUUACACCAGUUGUCCAAGUGAAGAGGUGGUUACCUAACAGUAAUUGAUUGGACUCCUUCAAAUUAGCCACCUGUGGUGUCAUACCAGUGGUAAUCUUGCUCUACGCUUUUACGAAGGCUGUGGGAGCGCUGGUGAUAACCACAUGCAGCAGUGUGGACAGAGAGACCUCAUCUGUCUCAAAGCCUGCUGGUACGUAGGCCAGUUACUAAAAUUUUGCAAUUGUUUGUUAGGAGAGUGAGAUCGCAUCGAAUUAGCAUUUUGUGUCAUACCACUAUCAGUUUGUUUAAUCCAAUAUUAUAAGCCCUUUAGCCAGAUUGUACUGGAUUGUGAAAACAGAGCUCCUAAGGAGAAGACUCACAGGCCAAUUCAUAAGGAAAGAUAUCCUCCAUCACUUGUGUUUAAAUCUAUGCUCAGUAUCAGCUACAAAAUCCUUAAAUACCCAGAUCUCCAUCAAAAUGCCCUAUUAAGCCAUGCUUAAGUCUGUUAAGUGUAUGUAGAUAACAGCAAUUGCCUGUUUGGCGUUUUUUUGUUUGUUUUGGUUUGGUUUUUUGCCUUCACCAAAACCUAAGGAAUAACUUCGUAGUUCAGAAGUAAGCUUUACAUGAACAUUGCCCAAAACAGGGCUUGUUAGUCAACUGCUGCUACAGUCCAGUUGGAAGUAGUUUUUGAGGGUCUCUAAAUUAUUUUUAUAUUAUAAGAAAUUCACUACUAAGUAAGUAUAAAGAACUGUCUCUAUUUUUGUUAAGAAUUACCAAGUUUUAGUCAUAAGAGUUUGGCAGUGUCCCUUUAACACUUCUUGGGUUAAAUAUUUAAUUGUAAGUUUAAAUAUUGCAACAUCUUGAGCAUUUAGUACUGUGUUGAUUGAUCUGUAAAAUCUAAAUGUGUGUUAAUGCAAUUUUCACUAGACUGGGGAUAUGACAAAAAAGUCAGAUGGGGAGUUUUGCUCUGUAACCUGUCAAGACUUUUGUGAUGUUAAACAACAUUUACACAUAAAAAAUAAUUUUAUCAUAGAUAAUAAUAAAAAAGUUAUAAUGCUAUGCA
This is a messenger RNA of Columba livia (rock pigeon), 4072 nucleotides long. RefSeq names its product metallo-beta-lactamase domain containing 2 (gene MBLAC2). Lineage: Eukaryota; Metazoa; Chordata; Aves; Columbiformes; Columbidae. The record is from RefSeq and is a predicted model, not a curated record. The coding region runs from base 70 to 900 and encodes 276 amino acids. The transcript has 2 exons.